Corylus avellana is the source of this 897-nucleotide messenger RNA. RefSeq lists its product as uncharacterized. Lineage: Eukaryota; Viridiplantae; Streptophyta; Magnoliopsida; Fagales; Betulaceae. Gene Ontology annotation, molecular function: nucleic acid binding; RNA-DNA hybrid ribonuclease activity. The record is from RefSeq and is a predicted model, not a curated record.
AUGGACUCUUACUGUCCAGUCUGUGAAAGAGCGGAGGAGACAACAUACCAUGUGCUAUGGCAAUGCCCUGCGGCCAGGAACGUCUGGAGUGUUGGGUGUAUUAAAUUCCCGAAAAGCUGUCUUGAAGGGCCGUCUUUCCUUCAAGUGGUGGAGGGAAUGUUGAAGAGUUGCGACCAGAUGGAAUUUGCUCAGUUUGCAAAUAUUGCUCGUCGCAUUUGGCUUUGGCGAAAUGAGAUGAUUCACGGUGGUGAUUUUCUACAUCCCAACAUUUUAAUCCAGCAAGCCACAAGGGCAGUGAAUCUGUUUCACCUGGUGUGGGAUGAGGUGGUACUGCAGGAGUUUGUUUCUGACGCUCCUACCCAAUGUAAUUGGAAAAAUCCUCCAAUCGGGUGGUUUAAGGCCAACUGGGAUGCCGGCGUUAAUCAACACUCAGGCCGUGUGGGUCUUGGGGUUGUUAUAAGGGAUCAUCAAGGCAAAAUGUGGGUGGCAAAAAGUAUGACUCGAUUGGGUUUUUUGGACCCAACAUUAGCCGAAACUAUGGUGGUUCGGUUGUGCACUAAGAUGGGGAUGAAGCAGGUCCAACUGGAGGGAGAUGCGAAGGUGGUCGUGGAUGCUGUGAAUUCCCUGCUGCUUGAUAAGAGUGCAACGGGACUCCUCACGGAAGAUUUGUGUAUAGCUCUAUGUUCCUUCUCGUCGUGGGAGCUGGGGUACGUUCGCAGGGAAGGUAAUAAAGUGGCUCAUAUACUUGCAAGUUUGGCUUUGCAAAAUGAGAUGGGCAGGGUGUGGAUUUAUGAACCCCCGGAUUGUAUACGUGAGACUUUGCAUGCAGAGGUUUUAGCCCUGCAGUGUAUGACUUUAAAGUCAAUGAAAAAGCGAUUUCUUCAAAAUAAUAAGUAA